AUGUACAACUACAAGAUCAAGAAGGACCACAGUGGCGUCCUUCAACUUGACAAACUCCAUGGCAACACCAACUGGAUGCCUGCCGCCAAAGUCGAGAUAGAUCUGCUUGCAAUGUACAAGGUACUUGUGGAUAUGGGGAGAGGAACCCCAACACCAAAAGAUCACCAAAAGUUCCAAGUGCAACUUGUCAAUGCCCUUAAACAUUGUGACAAAGACAAGCCCAGACUCCUACCUUAUGGUGACUUUACCUAUGUACCGCCAAACAAAACAAAACCCCACUGUCUAUUGACAGACUGA
Molecule: messenger RNA, 297 nt
Organism: Cylindrotheca closterium
Lineage: Eukaryota; Bacillariophyta; Bacillariophyceae; Bacillariales; Bacillariaceae
Source: the annotation of a GenBank genome assembly